Molecule: messenger RNA, 285 nt
Organism: Penicillium odoratum
Lineage: Eukaryota; Fungi; Ascomycota; Eurotiomycetes; Eurotiales; Aspergillaceae
Exons: 1
Coding region: 1-285 (94 amino acids)
Source: RefSeq, a predicted model, not a curated record
AUGAAGGACAACACCGAUCUGCUCUAUGGUCACUUUUACGACCUAUCCAGGGUAGCUACUAGCUUGAAGAACGCCCUAGACAACGUGAAAGCCUCACGUGGUUCUCACGAAGACUACUUGGUCGCUCAGGGGAUGGAACAUGAACUCCCUACUUCUCUUACUGGCAUACUAAACCUUGAAUUGUCUAUCAUGGCACAAAACAGCGACAUCUGGACGUUGCUCGCUCCGCCAGCAUUGGUAGAGGGCAUAGGAUCAGGUGUAUCUGCGUUCCAAGUGGCAGGAUAA